Octodon degus (degu) is the source of this 1273-nucleotide messenger RNA. It is a transcript of the gene Vdr, whose product is annotated as vitamin D receptor. NCBI's taxonomy places the organism in Eukaryota, Metazoa, Chordata, Mammalia, Rodentia, Octodontidae. The record is from RefSeq and is a predicted model, not a curated record. Gene Ontology annotation, biological process: positive regulation of transcription by RNA polymerase II; multicellular organism development; negative regulation of transcription by RNA polymerase II. The transcript has 9 exons. Gene Ontology annotation, molecular function: nuclear receptor activity; vitamin D response element binding; zinc ion binding. Bases 76 to 1254 code for a protein of 392 amino acids. Gene Ontology annotation, cellular component: nucleus.
CAAAAGGCAGCAGCUCAGUGCGGGCGCCGGGAGCGCAGAGCAGCGUGUUCACCCACCGGACCAGGGACGGAGGCCAUGGCAGCCAGCACGUCCCUACCUGACCCUGGUGACUUUGACCGCAAUGUGCCCCGGAUCUGUGGGGUGUGUGGGGACCGAGCCACGGGCUUCCACUUCAAUGCGAUGACCUGCGAAGGCUGCAAAGGCUUCUUCAGGCGCAGCAUGAAGCGGAAGGCUCUGUUCACCUGCCCCUUCAGUGGAGACUGUCGCAUCACCAAAGACAACAGGCGCCACUGCCAGGCCUGCCGGCUCAAACGCUGUGUGGAAAUCGGCAUGAUGAAGGAGUUCAUCCUGACGGAUGAGGAGGUGCAGCGCAAGCGAGAGAUGAUCCUGAAGCGGAAGGAGGAGGAGGCUCUGAAGGACAGUCUGCGACCCAAGUUGUCUGAAGAGCAACAGCUCAUCAUCGCCACCCUGCUGGAUGCCCACCACAAGACCUACGACCCCACCUACGCCGACUUCAGCUACUUCCGGCCUCCAAUCCGACUUCCUGGAGAGAACCAUUGUCUGUCGCGCUCAACCAGCUUCUCCGGGGUUUCGUCCUCCUCCUCUGGCUCUGAUAUCUACACCGCCUCUCUAGACAUGGUGGAGCCUUCUGGCUUCUCUGACCUGGACUUGAACGUAGAAGAGGACUUAGACAGCUCUUCGGUAAACCUAGACCUGUCCCAGCUCUCCAUGCUGCCGCAUCUAGCUGACCUGGUCAGUUACAGCAUCCAGAAGGUCAUCGGCUUUGCCAAGAUGAUCCCGGGAUUCAGGAUAGACAACAUGUGCUGGGACUGCGGCAACCAAGACUACAAGUACCAUGUCACUGAUGUGGCCAAAGCUGGACACUCGCUGGAGCUGAUCGAGCCUCUCAUCAAGUUCCAGAUAGGGCUGAAGAAGCUGAACUUGCAUGAGGAGGAGCACGUCCUGCUCAUGGCCAUCUGCAUCGUCUCCCCAGACCGCCCCGGGGUGCGGGACGCCAAGAUGGUCGAGGCCAUCCAGGACCACCUGUCCAACACGCUGCAGACCUACAUCCGCUGCCGCCACCCGCCGCCGGGCAGCCACCAGCUGUAUGCCAAGAUGAUCCAGAAGCUGGCCGACCUGAGGAGCCUCAACGAGGAGCACUCCAAGCAGUACCGCAGCCUCUCCUUCCAGCCCGGGAGCAGCAUGAAGCUCACGCCCCUCGUGCUCGAGGUGUUCGGCAACGAGAUCUCCUAAGCAGCGUGGUCUGUGUGGC